GUUGCUCAUUAAUAUAAACUCAUAUGAAAUAAUACAAUGUUGGCAUUAAACAAAAAAUAGUUGAAAGGAACUCAUUUCUUUUUCAACAAAACAAAACAACAUUAGGUGAACACACUUUUAAUAAUCCUGUUUUAAGAUUUACAAUGAAAUGGAAAGUUAUAAUUUAUUCAAAUUCAUCAUUUUGUUGUUGCUGGUGAUGAUGAUGAUGAUGAUGAUGAUGAUGAUGAUGAUGAUGAUGAUGAUGAUGAUGAUGAUGAUGAUGAUGAUGAUGAUGAUGAUGAUGAUGAUGAUGAUGAUGAUGAUGAUGAUGAUGAUGAUGAUGAUGAUGAUGAUGAUGAUGAUGAUGAUGAUGAUGAUGAUGAUGAUGAUGAUGAUGAUGAUGAUGAUGAUGAUGAUGAUGAUGAUGAUGAUGAUGAUGAUGAUGAUGAUGAUGAUGAUGAUGAUGAUGAUGAUGAUGAUGAUGAUGAUGAUGAUGAUGAUGAUGAUGAUGAUGAUGAUGAUGAUGAUGAUGAUGAUGAUGAUGAUGAUGAUGAUGAUGAUGAUGAUGAUGAUGAUGAUGAUGAUGAUGAUGAUGAUGAUGAUGAUGAUGAUGAUGAUGAUGAUGAUGAUGAUGAUGAUGAUGAUGAUGAUGAUGAUGAUGAAAUUAAUCAAGAAGCAUUUCUAUAGAAAGAAAAUAAUAAAUUAA
Schistosoma mattheei is the source of this 685-nucleotide messenger RNA. The record is from the annotation of a GenBank genome assembly. NCBI's taxonomy places the organism in Eukaryota, Metazoa, Platyhelminthes, Trematoda, Strigeidida, Schistosomatidae.